This is a messenger RNA of Trichoderma atroviride IMI 206040, 1233 nucleotides long. RefSeq lists its product as uncharacterized. Lineage: Eukaryota; Fungi; Ascomycota; Sordariomycetes; Hypocreales; Hypocreaceae. The record is from RefSeq and is a predicted model, not a curated record. Gene Ontology annotation, cellular component: nucleus.
AUGGCGCCUUCAGCCGCCAAGCUCAAAGAAGCACUCAUUGACGGAACGUGCGAAAUUUACAAGGCAGAACCCGACGGAACCUCUGUCAAUAAAGUCCGGCGGCUUGUCGAAGAAAAGCUCGGGCUAGAGGAUGGCUUCUUCACUAGCGACACUUGGAAGCAAAAGAGCAAGACAAUAAUCAAGGAGCAAGUAGACAAAUUGCUCGACGCAGAUGGUUCCGAACCAGAGAAUGAACCCGAUACUAAAGCCGGCAUCAAGCGACAGUUAUCUGAGGUCGAGUCACCGCAGCCUAAGCGUCGGAAGAAGGCAUCUGGGCCUGUGAAGAAGAAAGAAGAUUCAGACGUUGAUGAAACUCCCAAAAAGGAAUUGAAGACCAAAGUCAAGAAGCUCGUAUCACGCGGCAAGGCUAAGCUGGACGACUCCGAUGAAGAGGAUGCCAAGUUGAAAGAGAUCCCGUCACCUGCUAGAAAUCGAAAGCGAGACGUAAAAGACGAAUUUAAAGAUGAACCGAAACACAGCACCCCCGAAAAAGGCGAUUCUGCUGCCAUCAAGAAACAAGAAACACCGGGCGAUGAGAAAAAGUCGACAUUAAAAAACCAGCCAGAUUCAGAUGUAGAAGAUGCAAAGACGGAUAUCAAGGAUGAGUCAAAACCAGGAAUCAAUGAAGAGGACGAGUAUUCCGAUGUAAUCGACGAACCACCGCCCACAAAACGCAAAAGGGGCGAAAAGAAAGAGGGCUCAUCAAAACCAAAGGCUUCCAAGCCAGCCAUCAAAAAGGAGGCCACUGCUACAGAUGAUCCCAAAGAUGCAGAGAUCAAGAAGCUACAGUCACACCUCACCAAGUGCGGUGUUCGCAAACUAUGGCACAUGGAACUUAAGCAGUAUGGAGACAAUGCCGGAGCCAAAAUCCGUCAUUUGAAGAAAAUGCUAUCAGACAUUGGCAUGGACGGGCGUUUCUCAGAGGCCAAGGCCCGCGAGAUCAAAGAGAUGCGAGAAUUACAGGCGGAUGUCGAGGCAGCUCAGGAGAUGGACCGCCUCUGGGGCAAAAGCUCCGGCGGCAGGGCCAGCAGAAGCAAGAGCAGCGCAACCAAACAAGAAACUAAAGCAGACAGUGGGGAGGAUAACGAAGAUGAGGGCGAUGACGACGAAGGAGAGCCAACUACUUUUGCUGCGAGGCGGAGGAAAGCCCACGCUGAUCUCGCAUUUCUGGGAGAUGACAGCGAUUCCGAUUAG